AGAUAACCCUCUCGCGCUGCGCUAAGUGGCACUGUGGUCUGUUGAUUUUCUUUGCUAGCUUACAGUCAACAUAAGUAACCUAUCUGUGGUAAUGUAAAGACAACAUUUAGAGCAGGUUUUGUCGUGAGUCGGACAUUUUCUCGUGUUGCGCUCACCUUUGAAGACUUCUAGCACUGUGACCUAAAAGCUGACGCUCGUUGCCAGGUCUGGUUAUUUAUUCAGGUACGUCUUAGCUCAGAUAUCAAGGCGAACGUUACUUUUCAAGGAUGCAGGUGCAGAGAGUCGUUCUCAACUCAAGACCAGGUACAAACGGAGUGCCAGUUCCCGAAAAUUUCCGUGUGGAGGAAACGACUUUGACACCUGACCUGAAAGAUGGAGAGGUCCUUGUUCGGACACUUUACCUCUCAGUCGACCCUUACAUGCGGUGCAGAAUGAAUGAAGACACUGGUGUUGAUUAUGCAGCCCCAUGGCAGCUGUGUGAGAGUGUGGACGGUGGAGGUGUCGGCGUGGUUCAGUCCAGUCGCUGCAGCACUUACAGUGAGGGAGAUGUGGUCACUUCAUUCAACUGGCCUUGGCAGACGCAUGCUGUUAUGAAAGGAAGUGUCCUACAGAAGGUUGAUUCACAGUUGGUUGACGGACACUUGUCCUACUUUUUGGGUGCAGUUGGUAUGACAGGUCUCACUGCACUGUUGGGCAUCAGGGAAAAGGGUCAUGUGACCAAAGGGGCCAAUCAGACCAUGGUGGUGAGCGGCGCAGCUGGGGCCUGUGGAUCUAUAGCUGGACAGAUUGGACGGAUGGAUGGUUGUGUGAGAGUGGUUGGGAUUUGUGGUUCUGAUGAGAAGUGCAAAGCUUUAGUGGACGACCUGGGCUUCUCUGCAGCCAUCAACUACCGCACAGAGGACGUCUCUGCAAAGCUGAAGGAGUGCUGCCCUGAUGGGAUAGAUGUUUACUUUGACAACGUGGGAGGUGACAUCAGUGAUGCUGUCAUCACACAGAUGAACAAGGACAGCCAUGUGAUCCUGUGUGGGCAAAUCUCACAGUACAACAAGGACGUGCCUUAUCCUCCGCCCCUGAGCGAGGAGAUACAGGGAACCCUGCAGAAGAAGAACAUCACCCGGGAGCGAUUCACGGUGCUUAACUACAUGCACAAAGCGGACGCUUCCCUGUAUGAACUCAGCCAGGGAGUUAGAUCAGGCCACGUCAAGGUGCUGGAAACUGUAGUGAACGGCAUUGAAAAGAUGGGAGAUGCAUUUUGCUCUAUGAUGAAAGGCGGAAAUGUCGGCAAGCAAAUUAUAAAGAUAUCAGAGUGAGGAGAAUCACUGGAGCUGCUCUCACCAGACAGAGGCCUUGUUACCUACAGCUGCCUUUUGUGUCACUGUCAUCAACACUAACUUAAUGAACUCUAGAAUAAUAUUGCAUCGAUUUGCUGAUGCCAGUUGAUUAUAAUUAUGAACCAUGAGUGAAAAAUCACAGUGUUCUUUAAAAUUGUAAAAUCAACACCACUAACAGAGCUGUCGGACUGAAGAGAAAUUGGCCAAGGACAGAAAGAAGUGGAGGGACUGUGUUGCUGCCUUAUACACCAGCUGGCCCUGAGUAAUGGAGGAAGUGAGUAGGUGUAGAAUUAUAACUCCUCGUACCAUACCAAUACCAUGUGUCAGUGUAAUGAAUUCACUUGAGUUUUUUAAUUUUAAUUCUGAAAAAUUUGAUUCAUGAAAACUCACAAUUCCUCGAUAACAAUCUUGUUUAGACAGAAAUUUUUAUUUUUUUUCUCAGAAUUCUAACAUUAUGUUAAUAAUUUAGAAAAGCAGUCUCUUGUCAUGAAAACAUUUCAGAAACUAACAACGAAAUAAAACAGUAGAUUUUUUUCCAUGAUAGCAUUUCUCAUAACUCGGAGGUAAUACUCUUUUUAGUUCAGAAAAACAGGAGCAGAUUUUUUUCCAUUCAAAUUUUUAUCUGAAUUGUUUCUGAAAACUUUUAAGAAAGGCUGAAAUUCUUUUUUUUCACGGAAAUUUCUCAUAAUUCAGAGAUAAUAAUCUUGUUAAUUCAGGAAAACCAGCUGAUUUUUUUUUUUGAAAACAAUUCUCAUUAUUCUAAGAAAGGCUACUGAUCUCCUUAAUUCAGAAAAACAAGAGCAGACAUUUUCAUGAAAACUUUCAAAAUUCUUGUUAAUUCAGAAAAACUAUAUUUUCUCCAUAAAAAUGGCUCUCAUAAUUUGAUAUAAUAAUCUCAUUAUGUCAGAAAAACAAGUAGAUUUUUUUCUUGAAAAAAUUCUUAGAAUUCAGAGAUUAUAAUCUUUUUAAUUCUGAAAUAAAUAAUUUUUCCACAAAACAGUCUUAAGACAGAAAUUUUACUUUGUUCUCAGAAUUCUGACAUUUUGUCAUUAAUUUAGAAAAAACUGAGCAUUCUGUCUUCAUGAAAACUUUUCAGAAAUCUGAAAUAAAACAGUAGACAGUAUUGUUUUCCAUUAUCACCUUUCUCAUAAUCCGGAGAUAACAAUCUUGUUAAUUCAGAAAAACAAGCAGAAUUUUUUUCCAUUUUAAAUUUUUCUCAGAAUUCUGAGAUUGUCAUUUAUUGAGAAAAAUGAAGAAGUCUUUCUGAAAAGUUUUCAGAAAACUGAAAUAAAUUUUUUCCAUGAAAAACUUUCUCAUAAUACAGAGGUAAUAAUCUUGUUAAUUCGUAAAAACGAGCAGGUUCUUUUUUUCAUAUAAACUUUUCUUAGAAUUCUAGGAUACUAAUUUUGUUAAUUCAGAAAAACGGGGCAGUUUUUCCUCUCUUGUGCUCCAUAUUCUUGUUCACUCCCUUCUAAAACUUCCUGUGACAAUGAUGUGAACACAAACACAGAAUCCAUGACUUACUGUAAUGAACAUUUUAUUCCACAGCACUAUAAACCAUUAAUAAAAUAAAAUUGUGGUUGGCUCUAAUUUCAGUUGUCACAAGAAAAAUAUGUGGCAGGUGUAAAAUCAUCAUCUUUUCAUUCAUAUACUCAUAUUGUUUGAACGCAGGAGGGGAUGCAGAAUAAGUCAAUAAGUUAACAGCAGUACAUCACUUACAGUAAAUUCCCUCUCAGAGACGUCAUGGUGGUGGAGUCCAGGUCUGUUUGUUGUGUCAACAAUCAAAUCAGUGUUACAGUACAGAACAAUCACAACCAGAUUCAUAUAGAACAUAAUCAUUGAGCAUUAAUAACCUAUCAAAAAUGUCUCAUCAUGGUAUGGUUUUGGUGGUGCUUCUGCAAAAAUAAUAAAAACAGCUCCAUGCAUAAUUUGGAGGAUGGAAGUGAAACGCAACACAACAGCGCCUCCUUGUGGACAGAUUACAGAUCUUAUAAGAGGUACUGAGCAUCAUUAGAGAAUAACUCUUCAAUAACAAAAGUAUAUAAAUGUUUAAUAUCUGUCUGUAUGCAGGAAUUAUACAUUUGGUGGUGCUCCCGUACAAAAAGACUUGUCUAUGCAGAGAGGAGAGAAGAGCUUAUUAAACCACUGUCAGCAGGAGAGCACAUAAUUCAGUUUCCUCAGUGUCUCGCAGCUGCUCUAAUAUUAAACUGUCUUAUCACAGCACUGAGAACUGAUCUGCACUCACACUGGAGAUGGUUUAAAACAUACUGGGAUCUCUGUUAGAACAUUGCUGCUAUUAAAAGACUUGAUAAAUGUGGUCUUCACCCUAUUUUUAUUUUAUUUUGAUCAGUUUGUUCUUGUGGAAUCCAGAUACCUGCUGUUACUGAGUGGAAAGGACUGAAU
Molecule: messenger RNA, 3734 nt
Organism: Epinephelus lanceolatus (giant grouper)
Lineage: Eukaryota; Metazoa; Chordata; Actinopteri; Perciformes; Serranidae
Product: prostaglandin reductase 2-like
Biological process (GO): prostaglandin metabolic process
Molecular function (GO): 15-oxoprostaglandin 13-reductase [NAD(P)+] activity
Source: RefSeq, a predicted model, not a curated record